CCCAGUACUUGAAUAGCCUUUAAAACCCCUUCGUCUCCACUCUCACCCGUACAAAUAUCUGUUCAUCUCACAAAAGCUAAAAUGAGAAAAUUUUCAUUAAAUAAUGUUCCUCAUCAUAUUUUCUUGAUUUUUCUCUUUCUUUGGUUUUCAUGCAGUAUCACUCAUGCACAAUCGGAUCUUGAAACCCUGUUGAAACUGAAAUCCUCAAUAGUCGGAGCUGACGGGUCGGGUCUAGAUGACUGGGUUGCCACCCCGUCGUCUUCUCCGUCAGUUCACUGCACAUUUUACGGCGUGACGUGCAACGAUGAAUUAAGGGUGAUAUCUCUCAACGUCACCAACGUCCCACUUUUGGGGACCCUGCCGCCUGAGAUUGGGCUGCUGAGUGAACUAGUUAAUCUCACUUUAUCUGGUAAUCAUAUUACCGGCUCGAUUCCGAUGGAAGUUUCCAGUUUAAUCAACUUGAAGUACGUGAAUCUCUCCUGCAACCUGUUCAGUGGGACUUUCCCUGAAAAAAUUGUGCUUAAAAUGACAGAGCUCGAAGUUUUGGACGUGUACAACAAUAAUUUCAGUGGAAAUCUCCCCGUGGAGUUGGUCAAGUUAGAGAAACUGAAUUUUCUUAAGCUCGGAGGAAAUUAUUUUUCCGGGGAAAUCCCGGAAAUUUACUCCGAUUUCAAAAGCUUGAUGAUCUUGGCUUUACAAGGCAACAACUUGGGAGGAAAAAUUCCAGCAUCUCUGGCUAAGAUUCCGAACCUUCAGGAGCUUUCUUUGGGUUACUAUAAUUGCUAUGAAGGUGGCAUUCCGCCGGAGUUUGGUACGAUAGCCACGCUGCGAUUACUUGAUCUUGGAAACUGUAAUCUCACCGGUGAAAUUCCGGCGAGUCUUGGGAAUCUCAAGCAUUUGCAUACUCUGUUUCUUCAGUUGAACAAUCUCACUGGCCAUAUUCCACCGGAGCUUUCGGGGUUGUUCAGCCUGAUGUCACUGGACCUUUCCAUUAAUCUUCUUACAGGAGAGAUACCAGAAAGUUUUGCUGAAUUGAAGAAUUUGACUCUGCUUAAUUUGUUUCAGAACAAAUUACAGGGUCCUCUUCCAAGGUUCAUUGGGGACCUGCCCAAUCUUGAAGUUUUACAGAUAUGGAACAACAAUUUCACUCUGGGACUGCCGGAAAAUCUCGGCAGGAACGAGAGGCUAAUGCUGCUGGACGUUACACAGAAUCGCCUGACUGGAACUAUCCCGAAGGACUUGUGUAAAGGAGGAAAGCUUAAGACUUUGAUUUUAAUGGACAAUUAUUUCUAUGGCCCGAUUCCAGAUGAGUUGGGUGAGUGCAAGUCCUUGACUCGGAUCAGAAUAAAGAAGAAUUACUUGAAUGGAACGAUUCCGGCUGGAUUUUUUAAUUUGCCACAGUUGGAUAUGCUUGAGCUAAAUGAUAAUUUCUUCACGGGCGAGCUGCCCGAUGAGAUUUCUGCUAAUACUCUUGGGAGUCUUUCUUUGUCGAAUAAUUGGAUUACGGGGAGAAUUCCUUCGGCUAUUGGGAAUCUGAUGAAUCUUGAGAAUUUGUUCCUUGACUUGAACAAGUUCUGUGGCGAAAUCCCGGAAGAAAUUUUCAGUCUAAAAAAACUUUCAGAGUUGAAUUUCAGUGGCAACAGCUUGAAAGGCAAAAUUCCAGCUUCCAUUGCUCGUUGUUCCCACUUGACUUUCAUUGAUCUAAGCCGAAACAAUCUAGACAGUGUGAUUCCUAUGGAGAUUUCUGUGCUGCAGAAUUUGAAUGUUCUUAACCUGUCGAGGAACAAACUCACCGGCGCAAUUCCAGGUUCAGUUGGGUUAAUGAAAAGUUUAACAACUUUGGAUCUUUCUUACAAUGAUUUUUCAGGCAGAAGACCGACAACCGGGCUAUUUAGAGACAUUGAUGAUCUGUUUUUGGCCGGAAAUCCUAACCUCUGUGAACCUCAGAGCACGUUUUGUUCCUCUGCUUCGAGUUCAUCACAAAGACAUCCGAGAGAAUCAAAUAUGGUGAUCAUUGUAGUAAUAGUAGUCUUUGUUUUAUUGCUAAUGGCUGUUGCCUUGAUCGCAAUUAGAAAGAGAACGCUCAAGAAAUCGAAAUCCUGGAAACUUACAGCGUUCCAGAGGCUAGACUUCAAAGUGGACGACGUAAUAGAAUGCAUACAAGAUGAGAACAUAAUUGGUAAAGGUGGAGCUGGGAUUGUCUACAGAGGCUCCAUGCCAAAUGGCUUUGACAUCGCGAUAAAAAGAUUAACUUGCCGUGGUAAUAGUCCAACUGAUUAUGGAUUUAUGGCUGAAAUUAAGACAUUGGGGAGAAUACGGCACCGAAACAUAGUAAGACUUCUGGGGUAUGUAUCGAACAAUGAGAACAAUUUAUUGUUAUAUGAAUACAUGUCCCAUGGAAGCUUAGGGGAGAUGCUGCAUAGUGCCAAGGGCGCUCACUUACAGUGGGAAUCACGGUACAGGAUUGCAGUGGAAGCAGCUAAGGGCUUAUGUUAUUUGCACCAUGAUUGUUCACCUUCGAUUAUUCACAGAGACGUGAAAUCGAAUAAUAUUCUGCUCGACUCGGAUUACGAAGCUCAUGUGGCUGAUUUCGGACUGGCCAAGUUCUGCCAUGACGCCGGUGCAUCUGAAUGCAUGUCCUCCAUUGCUGGCUCCUAUGGCUACAUUGCACCAGAAUAUGCCUACACACUAAAAGUGGACCAGAAGAGUGAUGUGUACAGCUUUGGGGUGGUGAUGUUAGAACUGAUCACAGGGCGAAAGCCAGUGGGGGAGUUUGGGGAUGGUGUCGACAUAGUGAGGUGGGUGAGAAAAACGACAUCAGAGCUCUCUCAACCUUCAGACGCUGCCUCGGUACUAGCAGUAUUGGAUUCUAGGCUCGUUGGCUAUCCCUUAAAUGGUGUUAUAAACUUGUUCAAGAUUGCAAUGCUGUGCGUCGAGGAUGAGAGCGCGGCCAGGCCGACAAUGAGGGAAGUAGUUCACAUGCUCACUAAUCCUACACAAUCUGCCCCUAACCUGCUUAGUCUAUGAAUUGGCUUUCGAGAAUCUGAAAAUUUUGGGGAAAAGAUAACGAUAAGUUUGUAAUGUAGUGUAAUAACUUCUUGUAGCUUUUGGUCUGUAAACUUAGAAGGGCCAAAAAUGGAGCAGGAAAAUGUGCUUUGUUGUUGUUGUAGGUGUAAUGUUUGUUUUCUGGUUCUGUUUGUCUAUAUUUUCAUGACCAGUUAUACAAGUUUCCCCAUUCUCUUCCU
Molecule: messenger RNA, 3245 nt
Organism: Olea europaea var. sylvestris
Lineage: Eukaryota; Viridiplantae; Streptophyta; Magnoliopsida; Lamiales; Oleaceae
Product: receptor protein kinase CLAVATA1-like
Exons: 2
Coding region: 82-3027 (981 amino acids)
Biological process (GO): hormone-mediated signaling pathway; protein phosphorylation
Cellular component (GO): plasma membrane
Molecular function (GO): protein binding; ATP binding; protein kinase activity
Source: RefSeq, a predicted model, not a curated record